This is a messenger RNA of Solanum lycopersicum (tomato), 1315 nucleotides long. Its product is annotated as transcription factor ILR3. Gene Ontology annotation, biological process: intracellular iron ion homeostasis; regulation of DNA-templated transcription. Gene Ontology annotation, molecular function: protein dimerization activity; DNA-binding transcription factor activity. The record is from RefSeq and is a predicted model, not a curated record. Lineage: Eukaryota; Viridiplantae; Streptophyta; Magnoliopsida; Solanales; Solanaceae.
UGGAGGAGAAAGCUCCAAAUAGAAAGUUACAGUAGUUGUUCCACUCUAGUUGCAGUUUCCUUCUCAGCAACAAAUAGUAUAAUAGCAAUGAAAACGAUGAUUGAUGAACGAUAGCUACAUGUCUAGUGAAAAGUAGCACAAAUCAUGCUGCUCUUCCUAGUCCAGCCAAAACAGCGUUUACUUUUUGAGUUAGAAAAUGCAGUAAUGACGAAAUACAACUUUGUUAAUUCUUCCAUUGAUGCUGCCUGUGCAGAGCAAAAGGGAAGGGGGAAAUUUGAAGAAGGGAAUUAGGUCAUGGAGGUCGAUUCUAGUGGGAAUCCUAAUUGGUUAUUUGAUUAUGAGUUGAUGACGGAUAUUACUUCUGCUGCAUCUGUUACCGUCGCUGAGUUUCAGUCUCCGGCUACUAUUGAUUUCAGCUGGCCUGCUCAAACGAUCUAUGCUUCUUCUAAUCUCAUUACUGAAACAGAUUACACAUUUGCGGAUUCAGAAGUUAGCAAGGAGGCAAGCUCACGAAAGCGGUUAAAAAGUGAAUGUUGCAGCUCUCCGAGAUCUAAGGCAUGCAGAGAGAAAUUGCGGAGGGACAGACUGAAUGAGAGGUUCCUCGCAUUGAGCUCUGUCCUUGAUCCUGGAAGGCCACCAAAAACUGAGAAAGUUGCAAUUCUAAGUGAUGCUCAAAGGAUGCUGAUUGAGCUGCGAACUGAAACCCAGAAGCUGAAGGAGUCAAAUGAGGAGCUGCAAGAGAAGAUAAAAGAACUUAAGGCAGAGAAGAAUGAGCUCCGAGAUGAAAAGCAAAGGCUAAAGGAAGAAAAGGAUAAUUUGGAGCAGCAGGUUAAAAGCUUAGCUUCUAAAGCAGGAUUUCUCUCCCAUCCUUCUGCCAUGGGAGCUGCAUUUACUGCACAAGGACAAGUUGCUGCAGGCAACAAAUUGAUGCCUUUCAUUGGUUAUCCCAGUGUUGCGAUGUGGCAAUUCAUGCAACCUGCUGUUGUUGACACAUCUCAAGAUCAUGUGCUCCGUCCUCCAGUUGCUUAAGCUGGAUUUGCCAGGUGACUUGCUACUGGAGCUUUGCUCUUUUUGUUGCUCCUGUGAGUGCUAAAAGUGACAAACAACUGAGACAAUUUGCUGGUUGUAUUUGUAUGUCUAGCUUUUAUGUAUGUGUCAGUCUUGAUGGUUUGCUUAAUCAUGUAUAUGGCGGGUGUAUACUCACCCGAAAAACAAUUAUGUAUUAUGAUUCCCUAGAUGGGAUUCCUUCUGAAAUAAUUAAACUUGGUUGUAUGCACAUUAUACCCUGUUUUAGCUAAGCAUGCUUCUGCACUCA